Alligator mississippiensis (American alligator) is the source of this 873-nucleotide messenger RNA. RefSeq names its product TP53 regulating kinase (gene TP53RK). The transcript is spliced from 3 exons. NCBI's taxonomy places the organism in Eukaryota, Metazoa, Chordata, Crocodylia, Alligatoridae. The record is from RefSeq and is a predicted model, not a curated record. Gene Ontology annotation, molecular function: ATP binding; protein serine/threonine kinase activity. The coding region runs from base 139 to 756 and encodes 205 amino acids. Gene Ontology annotation, cellular component: cytosol; nucleus; EKC/KEOPS complex. Gene Ontology annotation, biological process: protein phosphorylation.
ACAUUUCUGAAUGGAGGUGCAGACCCCUUUGAAAAUUUCAAAUGGAGUGACAGACCCCUUUGAAUUCUGUGAAUGAGAGUGUCUCCUGCCAGAUCCUGCAGCAAAUGUUUGACCCUGUAUGUAUGACCUUGAUGGAAAAUGGGACAAAAAUCCCAGCAGCCCAGGGCAACAUCCAACGGCCCCAUGUGGAGUGACUACACAAUGCAGCAUUGUAAGAAGUGGCAUUUAGGAAGUGACCGUUCUGAGCCUUUACCCUUCGAAUAUCCUGCAGAGAUUGGCAUUUCUGCACCAGUGGUAUACUUCGUGGAUUAUGUCUCCAACUGUAUCUAUCUGGAAGAUAUUGUAGGAUCGAUGACGGUUCGGGAUUAUAUCAUUUCUGUACAGCAGCGUGAAAAGGAUGCUAGCGGCCUCUUUACCUUAGCAGAGAAGAUAGGCGAGGUUUUGGCUCGGAUGCACGAUGAGGAUCUUAUACAUGGGGAUCUUACGACGUCCAACGUACUCUUGCGGCCGCCAGCAGAGAAGCUUGACCUCGUGCUGAUAGACUUUGGACUGAGUUUUAUAUCUGGCCUACCUGAGGAUAAAGGGGUUGAUUUGUAUGUCCUGGAGAAAGCCUUUCUUAGUACUCAUCCAAACACAGAGGCUCUGUUUGAAGCUCUGUUGAAGAAAUACGCAGCUAUGUCAAAAAAAUCGAGCCCAGUGAUCAAAAAAUUGGAUGAAGUACGACUAAGGGGAAGAAAGAGAUCCAUGGUUGGAUAGAAGCAAGCAGACUUUGUGGAAGGGUGGGGAAAUGACUUCUCAUGUUCUGCAAAGGUCUCCAGUGGCUUGUAUUCACUGUUUUGGUAACUUUCAGUCCAAUAAACCAGUUUAAUACAA